UGCUACCUAGCUGCACCAGCAACUCUUGACACAAUGAACUACAGCGUCUUCCCUGGAUCUGUCUAUCCAGGUUCCUACUGGGGCAGCUGUGGCUAUCCCUUGGGCUACAGUGUUGGUUGUGGCUAUGGAAGCACCUACUCACCACCAGGCUAUGGCCUUGGCUAUGGAUACAGUGGUUGUGGACCAUAUGGCUACAGAAGAUGUUGGUCUUUCGGACUCUAUUGAUUGGCUGAAAUAGCUGAGACUAAGUCUGCAUCUACUCACCAUCUCUCUUCUCCAUUGCUGCUCUUCUGACCUGAUACCAGGCUACUACAGGAAGAUCUUGCCAGCCUUGAAUAUUGACAUGUUGGGCCAACUUUACAUCAAGCUGAAUG
Messenger RNA from Dromiciops gliroides (monito del monte), 374 nucleotides. RefSeq names its product keratin-associated protein 8-1. The record is from RefSeq and is a predicted model, not a curated record. Bases 34 to 225 code for a protein of 63 amino acids. Lineage: Eukaryota; Metazoa; Chordata; Mammalia; Microbiotheria; Microbiotheriidae. The transcript has a single exon.